CAGUCGGUGUGUGCAUCAUGUCUAUGUUGCUCGCUUUCAGAGCAUUCGGCUAGCAGCUAAUGCUUUUUUUGUCGACAUUAUUAUUUGUUCCGUCAAACUUCUCAGAAUGUCGCUUCGGUGCAAGAUUUCACGUAUACCGUCGAAAGUGUGAUUCCUCACACCUUCACAUGGAGAUGCUGGCUGGAAACCCCACUUCAGCUUUGUGGAGAUGACCUGCCACCCAUUUGGGAAUGGUCAGAAUGGGGCCAGAUGUGCCCCUUCUCAAUGAAUACAAGCAGGAGUUCUUCUGGAAGCGCUUCCCCCAGACAGUGUUGGGGGGUCCACGCUUCAAGUUGGGCUACUGUGCUCCGCCAUACGUCUACGUCAAUCAGGCCGUCCUCUUCUUGACACCAUGGCUCUUCGGCGGCGUGGGGACACUCCUCUGCCAGUUGCAGCUGCUUCAGGCGCUCCAUGCUGCACUGCUGUCCGGCGUGCUGAUGUUUGGGGCGGCAGCAGGCGUCCAAGCUGUUGCCUUGUAUGCCGGACGACGGAGCGGCACAGUGGAGAGGCUUGGUGCGCCCAACAUCCUAGUUGAUGAAGAGGAAGUGGAAUUCACUCACUGCGUCAGCCCAGAGACAGUCCGAUUCAUUGCCCCCGGGAAGAGAUUUGGGCUGAAUGUGGUGUUGCAUACGGUACUGGCAGGGCUGCUUUGUGGUUUUGGGACGUGGUACGUGCUCCUUGGCAGACUGACCGCUCUCUAUGGCAGCAUAGGUGUGUCCUUGGUAGUUUUUGUUCUCAGUUGGGUGACUCUGUGUAUAGCAGAGUAUUCCCUUGUUGUAAAUACAGCCACAGAGACUGCUACUUUCCAGGCACAAGACACUUAUGAGAUUACCCCACUCACCCGACCCCUCUACGUUUUCAUCUUCAUUGUUGUGGACUUGACAGACAGGUUCUCAGGUCCAGUUCCUGAGCUCCAGCUUGCCAGCCAAAUUCUUCAUGUGAUUUUCCUCUUCCUACCUCUGCUGUGGGCACUGGGAAUACUACCUCCUCUGGACGCCUUGUUUCUGUGGGGCAUGGAGCAGGUGCUUGUGUUCGGAUUAGGCGGCUCUCCCAUGUCCACCAACCUAAGGCUGCUGUUGAUGUUUGCCGUGUCUGCUUGUGUCACUGUGUGCAAUUACUUCAUCCCAUCAACACUGGGAGUUGUCCUCUUCUCCACGGCGACGGGAUUCCUGCUGAGCUUGGACCUCAGCCAGGUUGGCACACUCUGCCAUGGUUCCAGGACCGAGUGUAAUGACUGUGGGUUACGCAGAGCGGGGUCUCCACCACCUCCUCUUUCCAACACCUUUGGUUGGAAUCUCGGCUGCAUGGAGGUGUUGUUAUAUCUGAGCCUGCUACUGGCAGCGCUGGCUGAAGCAGGCCUGUUGCAUCAUUUCCACGCUUCAGCUCAGUCCCAGAGUUUGCUUAAGGGACCCCAGGCUCCUGUCAGCUACCUCCUCCUGCUCCUCUUCUCCUUCUGCUGGGUUCUCCGAGAGAUCCAGGGGGCCUACAUAUUCGGUGGGUUAUUCCUCAAUCCGCUAUACCCGAAAGGCAUGUCCAGUGUGCAGACUUUGAAGCAGAGGAACAGAGGAUUAUUUAUUGCUGCAGCCAUCAGAAGAGUCCUUCUUUACCUUGUGUCUCCAUUUGCAUUGAUUGCUUUCCUGUCUAUGGAUGAAUCUUUGCAGCAGCUCAACGGGGUUCCUCUCAGUGUGGGGUUCACACGAGCCUUCAGAGUGGCAUGGCAGAGCUCAGAAGAUGCUUUACUACAAAUGGUUGUGAUCAUCAUUGUGCGUCUCGCAGCUGGAAACAACACACUGCCUGGGUGGGACAAGCUGGGCACAGGAGUUCAGCUUCUCCUGGUUGGCCUACUGAUGGAUAGACUGACCCAGUUUCUGGCCAAGUUAAAGUUCACCCUCACUGUGUUGGUGACGUCUUGGACCGAGAAGAAGCAGCGCCGGCAGUCAGCUGGAACUCUCCUGGCUCUGAACGCCUCCCUCUGCCCGCUGCUGUUGGCCGUGGUGACCCUAUCUGCCCUGCUCUCUGCACCCCUGCUGCCCCUCUUCACCCUGCCCGUCUUUCUGGUCGGGUUCCCCAGGCCUCAGCGCAGUUGGCCAGGACCUGUAGGUACUGCCUGUCCUUGCCCAGACUCCAUCUUCUACCAGCAAAUGAGCGGGAGUCUGGCUUCUGCCCUCAGGACGGCCUUUGCAAGAGGGUCUCUUGGUUCUUUAGCUCCUGGUUCUCACUUUCUUGGGCGAUUCCAAGACCGCAUGGUUUGGAUCAUGAUUCUGGAGAGGGGAUAUGGCUACUGCACUGUCAACAUUAAGGGUUUGGAGCUACAGGAAACAUCUUGCCACACUGUAGAAGCACGGCGUGUGGAUGAGGUUUUCGAGGCUGCUUUCGAGCACCCAGAGCGGCUUGGUUUGACACAGGGUUUUAACCUACACUGGGCAAACGCUCUCACACCUUGUGCAGCACUGGCUGUCCGGGUCUACUCGGAUGCCCGGAAUGUCCUCUCGGGCAUCAUAGACUCUCACGACAACUUGAGGAAGCUUCAGGACGACUUUCUGAAAGCCCUGGUAUGGUUGCUUCUGCGGUAUUGCGUUAAGAAGCAUAAAGGGUCUCUGUGGAGCUGUGACGAGGCAACUGGAAUCGGAGGCAGAAAGUCACAGUCCUCCCAGCGAGUGCAGACUACAUGCAACCAGCUGCCUGAUGCCAUCGUGGUAGAGUCCAAAGUGUCUUCCCUCAGGUUCAGACAGGACAGCUCCAGCUUGACAUCCUUUGGUGAUUGGUCAGAUGAGGAUGAUCUAUUUGGACCUCAACCAACCAGGCGGACAGUGGCCUUAGUGACGGCAGAGGCACAAUCUGGACACACGGUGCUGCAGACAGGAGCGUCUCUUCCAGGAUCUGUAGAGAUGGACGGUCUUUUCGAAAAUAUGGCCCUCUCUGCCCUGCAGCCUUUACAGCCUCUAGGACUUGGUGUCGGAAUGCCAGUGGUUGAUAAAGGUCGCAACCCAGAGGUUUUCAAAGAGAGUCCUGGCUCUCUCCGACAGCUCAACUUCAGCUGCCCCCAGUCAGAGGUGUUCAACCUGCCGACAGGAUGGAGGACGGCACCGUUGCUGCCGAGUCGGCUGCUGCAGCUCAGGCCUUUAUUCCCAGAGGACUGGUUCAGGUUUGCCUUGAGCCAGUUUGGGCCCGUUGUGCAGAACGAGACCUCAGAGGACAUGACAAAAGCUCUGAAGGAAGACGAAACCUUGAAAGACCUUCACGCUCAGGUUGCAAUUUCAUGUCUGGUGUCACUUGGCGCAGAGUCCGUCUUCACCAGUCCCAGUUACAUCUAUAGGCUCUACUGUGGAGAUGUGCCAUGGACAGAGGGACUCGAGUGGCUCUCCUCCAGUAAAGAACUGUAUCAGCUCGCACUUAGGGCUUUCAGGUUUAGCUUCAAGCUGCUGUUUGAUCAAGCAAGCCUUGGGCCCAUGGAGUCUCCUGAGGAGAUGUUCAGUGCCUUGGAGGAAUAUGAGAAGGACUGGUACAUAGGAUUGGUGUCCGAGAAAGGCUGGCAUGACAGUGUCCUUCAGGAGAAGCCGUUCCUCUUUUCUUUAGGACAUGACCUCUCUAUGGGUACCUACACAGGGCGAGUCCUGUCCUUGCAGGAACAGCUGGUGCAGGUGGGUCGACUGAAUGGCGAGGGGGUGCGAGGCCAGUGGGCAAACCUGUCUUGGGAGCUCCUAUAUGCCACCAAUGACGAUGAGGAGCGCUACAGCAUCCAGGCUCACCCCUUUAUGUUAAGGAACCUAACUGUCCAGGCAGCAGAUCCACCUCUGGGGUACCCCAUUUACUCUUCUGCGCCCCUUCACUUCCCCUGCCUCUGACUGCAGAGGGAAUCGCACUUUUCACUUCACAGGGUUUCGUGUUUUUAAGAAACCUGUGAGAAACUUAAAGCAAAACUGCAAAACUUUUUCAUUUUGCCCAUCAUCCCCAAUGCUUAUGUGAGACAUGAACACGUCUCUUUUUGUGCGUUCUAAAUAGGGAUGUCCGAUAAUAUUGGCCACUGAUAAUUAUUGGCCCGAUAUUGGCAUUAAAAUGUGAUAUCGGCCAACAUCGAUAUCAUUUUUUUCCACUACAAUGAAAGCCAAUAUAGAGCUUUUAGCAACAACGUCACAGAAUGGCAACAUUCCUGAAUGCCUGUAAGUAAGAAGUAACUCUUUAUUUAGCAAGCAGAGUAACAGAGCUCACAACGAACUUACCAGCUCCUUAGAAAUCGCGGGGGGUUACCAGUCCACAUCCCGUUCUUACUCAUGGUGUCUUUAAAGAAAGAGCUAAAAACAACAUCACACAGCAACGUAAUAGGUAGAUAACAACAGACAAGACACUACUAACGAAUAAUGCUGACUAAUCAACAACUAUGUGAACUCGAAACAUGUAACUUAGCAGUUACUUUCAUAAAGCGCCCUUCUACAAAGAAAUGUAAGUUAAUGCUUCUUGUUUAUACAUUCACACACGCACUAAUAUACUUAGAAAACAGGUAGGCACCAAAAACAAUGUAUUUGAUCUUCUCAGAUGGCUAAGAUAAGAACUUUAUUGAUCCCACACAGUAGUAAUUCACAUGACAUCAGCUUUAGAGCACAAAGUAGUGCCGAAAAAACAUACACAGUGUAGUUUUAAUGCAAUAAAAUAAAAACAUGAAAAUAAUAAUCAGCAAAUUCAUGUAUUUGAUACUACCCCAUUAACUAAAUAUAAAUUAAAUCUUUCCAAAAAUAACAUAAGUCAAGGCACAAGAAACACAAAUGUAUGCUUAUAUAAAAUAUACAUGAAAAAUACAUUAUACUCAGAGAUGGGUGGAGUAGCCAACAAACAACUGUACUCAUUUAAGAGUAUUGUUACUUUAGAACAAUGUUACUCAAGAACAAGAUAUGUGAUGUUACACAUAUCGGUAUCGGUUGAUAUCGGAAUUGGAAAUUGAGAGUUGGACAAUAUCGUCAAAAAAGCCAAUAUUGGACAUCCCUGGUCUAAAGAUAUCAAAACAGCAAAAAAAGAUGCAGCUAAGAAUGCAUGUAAUGGGAAUCACCUACUAUUCCUAUAAAAGCCUUCUUAAAAAAAAACAAAAACUAAAAAGCGCCAAAACGCUACAUUUACGUGUUAUGUGGCGUGCAUAUUAACCAAGCUACGACGACAUUGUUGUUAUUAUCAUUAACGUUGUUACGCUGAAGAGCUACUUUAUUGGCACAUAGAAGCUGACAUAUAGCGACUAGCUUCACCCCACGCUCACAAUGCCUCAGGCCACUACCGAAAGGUAACGCUACAUAUUGGAGCUGGCGCUACUGUUGCUGUGUUUUUGUUUUUGGAAGUUAAUGCUAGGUGUAGGCGUUCAUUUCUAUGUUGCUAUAUGAAAUCAAUGAGGCCAGGAAGGUAGUAUAGGGAAGUAUUGGUAAUACCUAAAAAGGACCAAAAUACAGCAAAAUACUGUAAGUAUUACAUUUUACAAUGGAUGUGCCCGUUACUACAUGGUUACAGCAUGGAUAUAAAACCAUAAAACCAUGGUGGAUGUUUUUGGAGGUGUUUUAAAAGCGGUCUUUGUAGGCGGCACAGGUGUGUCCCAUUAUGUGCGGUUAUGGGCUGCCUGUAUUACCUGUUUUUAGAAUGCCCAGAAGACAGAACUGUGUGUUCAUGUCUUACAAAGAUUGUGGAUGAUGCCAAAAAAUAAAGGAAAACUGCACUUUUUUUUUUUUUUUAAGACCGUAGGGAUCUUUUCGGUGGAAUAUUGGAACAUUUUUUGUUUUUAAUAAUUGGAGUUAUCAUGGUGCUUUAGUACGUACAACAGAGGAAGGAGCAAAAAUACAAUCAAGCUACAAGAUUCCCAUUUUAAGUGGGAACAUGAACAGUCAUAUCUUAGUUCAUUGGGGAAUACAUUCAACAGAAGCACAUUGAGUGUUGGGUUUUUUUUGCUAUAAACAUGCUCACCUGCCAUUUGAGGUCAGACUUGGCGAAUACCUAUGUUUUUAAUGGCCACAGUGUUUUUUAUUAUGCCCCUCCCAGUCUGCUAAAAAAGGGACACAAAAUGCAUUUACUUAGUUAAGAUAUCAAGGAUGUGCCUUGGGUAUGUAUCGUUGUAAGCGUUUAGUGCUAUUGUUUUGUUUACACUUCACUUGUUUACAACUUGAAAAUAAUACUUCAACAAAUGUGACCAUAGUCUUGUACAUAUGGUUCAUUUUUAUAUGUCUACCUGUAUAUACUUAGAAUAAAAUAGCUUGUAAGAAGAUGGCUUGGUUUACAUUUCACCUAACAGGCUGUGUGCUUUUUAAAGGUCACCUGUUGUACAAAAUUGACUUUUUAAUGACGUUAUAAUGGUAAUGUGUGUUUGAGAAACAAAUAUGAGCAAAAUCUAUCAUCUCCCUCAUUUGUUUGCUCCACUUUGGAAAGGAGAGGCCCGCAAACCGUCUGUUUUGAAUUUCUGGGUUUCCAUGACAUCAAAUGAAAUCCACCUUUGACCCGCCCCAGUGUAUAUGCGCACUAUUUCACAGAGGACAAAGGAAUAAAAAAGGGGAGGAAAAAAUGGCUUCACUGCACAUCUUAAAAUAAAACCUGGAGCUCUACCAGCUAUCCGUCAGUCAGGUACAGACAUGGGAGCUGUAAAUUUGAUCAGUUUUUCUUCAGCGAAUAGGCUAACCUAGCAUGAUGUUGCUGUUAAAAUGUGACUGUAAUGUUAUCACUUUAGCUCACAUAACUAUGCUAGUGUACAUUUGUGUCCUCCUGUCCCACUCCUUAAAGGGACUAUACGCAACUCGCUCCAAAUAGGCUGUACAUCCAGCUAACAUUAGCAGCCACGUGGCUAUUAUUUGCUUUCGGCAAACAUAACUAAUGCGUUACGGUUUACAUAAAGCAGGAAGAGAAGGGAUUUUUCAAAUGUUUGCACCCUCUCGGCAGCUGGAAGAGCUUACUGCAUAUAGUCCUUUUAAUGUUAUGUUGUUGUAUAUGAUAGGACAUCUAUUAUGUUGGAUAAGUGCAGUGUUAGUUAGCGGUCUCCACGAUGUUGAUAAAAUAUUUCAUCGGCCUGCAUUAAAAUCUCCAAAAUUGGCACUCCGUUACAAGAACUUGAUUCCAGCAGCGGCCAAAGAAAGCCCUCGUGAUCCCAACAACAGUGUGUGCUAAUGUGUUCAGCAAGGAGUAGGAGUGAUGUCGGCCAUGUUGCAUAAUAUUUGGUUAAAGUCCGAAAACG
Molecule: messenger RNA, 7228 nt
Organism: Dunckerocampus dactyliophorus (ringed pipefish)
Lineage: Eukaryota; Metazoa; Chordata; Actinopteri; Syngnathiformes; Syngnathidae
Gene: pcnx4
Product: pecanex 4
Exons: 11
Coding region: 231-3884 (1217 amino acids)
Cellular component (GO): membrane
Source: RefSeq, a predicted model, not a curated record